AUGCAUCUUCCUCCAUUACCAUCGGCCAUUGUCUUGGAUGAAUCAAGAAGAGCGAGUAUAGGUGCAUUCGGAGUCGAGAAAGAACUCGCAACACCACCUUCUCCCAUUGAGUCUCAGUUUCCACCACAUUCGACACAAGUCGAGGUGGAAAAAAAUGAUUUUAAUGUUGAUGCAGAGAUGGGCAACAAACGAACAUUUUGGACAGUAGAAGAAGAGCAACAUCUUGCAAAAUCAUAUAUCAAUAUUAGCACUGACUCGACAAUCAGGAAUUCUCAAAAGGAUAAAGCUUUUUGGAAGAGUAUCGGAGAUUACUACAACGAGACUCGGCUAUACGGAACUAAGAAAAGGGAUUUCAUGACGCUAAAGUCACAUUUCUAUGGGUAUUAUUCGUUGGCAAACGAAUUUGGUUCAAUGCACAAUAAUUUUUGGGAGAAUCGUCAAAGCGGUGAGAGUGAUGAGGAUAUACUUAAUUUUGAAAGAGCAAGUGAAAUGGGCUCCACAAUCAGAGGGUCAUCGUGUUGGAAAAAAGCAAGCACAUCAGAAUCAGGGACACACACAUCCUCGUCCAACCCAGAUGCUAGCGUUGAUGCGGAUGACUGUGAAGCGCGCAAGUGUCCAAUUGGGCAAAAGGCGGCAAAGAAGAAGGGUAAAAUCAAUCAUGCAGUGGUAGAAAUAAUGGAACAAAGCAUUGGCAACAUGAGCAACAUGUGGAAGGAAUUCAAAGGUAUUCACCAAGACAAAGUUAGGAAGAUAGAUGAAUUCCAUAAAAAUGAGAAAGUUAAAGAAUCUGAAGCAUUUCGACGUGAUUAUGAAAUCCUGAUGAGGGAUACUUCAAGAAUGACAAAGCAACAAGAGGAUAUACAUAAAAAGGCAUGUGAAAUAAUAUCUAAAAGAUGGGGAAUACUGUUGGUGCAACCUUAG
This is a messenger RNA of Zingiber officinale, 921 nucleotides long. RefSeq names its product glutathione S-transferase T3-like. The transcript has 2 exons. Bases 1 to 921 code for a protein of 306 amino acids. The record is from RefSeq and is a predicted model, not a curated record. Lineage: Eukaryota; Viridiplantae; Streptophyta; Magnoliopsida; Zingiberales; Zingiberaceae.